Spodoptera exigua (beet armyworm) is the source of this 4262-nucleotide messenger RNA. Lineage: Eukaryota; Metazoa; Arthropoda; Insecta; Lepidoptera; Noctuidae. The record is from the annotation of a GenBank genome assembly.
AUUUCGAAUUUCCAAAAUGAUUUUGCCGUUGAACAUUCCAAAUUAACCGAAACCAAUAGCAACAUUAUUCCACAUAUGGCAUCCGUAAACUUAAAUAAAAUGACAACAUAACCUUUUAAAGCAGCAGAUGCAUUAAAAAUAAAUGACAGAAUCAGUAAAACUUUUUUAAAUAUACUAAUUAUUGCAGUUGCAAUGCGAAAAUCAUUAUCAUCAAGCUUUCCUUGUGCUUUCGGUGGUAUGCAAAAGCCGCACGUUACUGAGUCGGCGCGAAAUGACAAACUAGAGUGGGGGGCAGUAACCCUAAUAUCGCCAGACGAGGAGGUUGUGUCGCAUCGCGGCGCGAAUACAUCGCGAUCUCCGCAAACUAUAAACAAUUUGCCGACCAUGUUAUGAUCGCAAAACCAUUAAUUAUAAUAUGACUUUUUAUAAAUAAAAAUGGGAAUGAGUGAUUUUUUUCAAGUGUAAUUAUAAACUAUGCCGUGUAAAGUGCGAAGUGACGUUAAUCAGUAGUUGUGUCAAGCAUGACCGCGGGUCCAAUUAAAAGAGAUAAUAUAGGAUGGAACAAGUUCAAAUGUAUAGUGAUUUUGUAUCUAGUCUUAUGUUUGCCAUGUGUCAUAAAAGCUCAAAGUCGGGCUCCGCGUAUAAAGGAGCACCCAGCUGACACAAUAGUUGGUAGGAGUGAACCAGCCACUCUUCGCUGCGUGUCUGAAGGGAAACCCAAGCCUUCAAUCCAGUGGUACAAAGAUGGAUCCCCGCUUGCUCCUACUGACCACCCACAUAGAGUACUCCUUGAAGAUGGACUACUAUUCCUCAGGGUUAUGCGGGGAAAGAAAGAAAACGACGAGGGGGUGUACUGGUGCGUUGCACGCAACUCAGUCGGCGAGGCGGUCAGUAAGAACGCCACACUCACAAUCGCUGUUCUACGUGACGACUUCAGAGUUGAACCACGAGAUGUGAAAGUAGCCAGUGGUGAACCAGCCACGCUAGAAUGCUCCGCUCCUAAAGGCGUACCCGACCCGGGCGUGCACUGGACGAAGGACGGACAAACUUUAGAUGUAGAAGUUAACGGGAGAAUUAUGAUAGUAAAUGGCGGUGAUCUCAAAAUAUUAGAAAGUCUUCCAGGAGACAGUGGUGUAUAUAGAUGUGUGGCUUCAAAUGUAGCUGGAGAAAGACAAUCCCGUCCUGCGACAUUACUCGUAUUACGCAGACCACAUUUUCUCGUGAAACCCAAUAACAUAACGGCUUUGAUAGGCCAGAACGUUGAGUUUCAUUGUCAGGCCUCACCAGAAUCAGAUGUGUCGGUAACGUGGUCUCGAGACAAUGGCUCAUUAUCGCCAUACGCAAUCAUUCGUCGAGGAUCUCUGAGAAUAGAUCGUGUUGUUGCUACUGAUGCCGGAAUUUAUACAUGUAGAGCUGAAAGCCAAGCAGGGAGUAGUGCCGCAUCGGCUACAUUAACUGUCCAUUCAUUACCUCAUUUCACUCGAGUGCCUUCGGAUCAAACCGCGUGGGAAGGAGAGGCUAUAUCAUUUCAAUGUGAAGCUGAUGGUACGCCACCUCCUGUAGUGUUUUGGACUAUGGAAGGAUCUCAGGAAUUGGUUUUUCCAAAAUCGACCCACGGUACUGGAUCCUUAUAUUUAGAUAGAGUAACUACCCAACAUGCUGGUAGACUUACGUGUGUCGCUGUAAGUGCGGCUGGAAGUGCUAUGCAUACUGCAACAUUACAAGUACUACGAAGAGAAGCUAAUUCAUUUAAUGGAGAUUUAGAAUCUUCUUCUACAUAUCCUGAGUUGGCAAAACAUCAAAAUCAUCCACCGAUGACACAGUAUGAAUUAGUUCAAGCUCGUCGGUACUUACAACAAGAUGUUUUAGCUUUGAGAAGAGUUGAAGGACUAUCUGCUACUACUGUUAAAAUUGUGUGGGAUGUGCUAACGGACUACAACGAAUAUUUAGAAGGCGUAAAAAUAUGGUUUAACGGCACCUCAAUGAACAGACAAUACGUUUUAGAAGAAGACUAUCAGCAUUCCAAUGUAUCAUACAAAGAAAGUUUAGCUGAUUUUAGAAGAUAUGAAAGCUUUUCUAUGACCACCGUUCACAAUAGUGGUUCAUCUAGUCAUAUUUUAACUGGUCUAUUGCCAUAUGCUCAAUAUGAUGUCUUUCUAAUGCCAUUUUACAAAUUGUUAUUGGGUAAACCUUCUAAUAUGAAGAGCGGUUUCACUGAGGAAGAUGUUCCGACGGAGCCACCGCAAAGCGUCACGGCGGGAGUGAUAAAUGCGACGUCAGCGUGGAUUCGGUGGGAUCCACCGCCUCCGCACACAUGGAACGGCGAACUUUCCGGUUAUUUGAUUGAAGUCCGAGUAGGUGGUAGUACUGGUGGUCGUGUAGUUGGUCAGAUGUCAUUAGGUGCUCAUACGCGUGCUGCUGCGGCAAGUUCACUGCGCGCUGGUGGUCGGUACAGUGCUCGCGCGGCCGCUGUUACACGCCGUGGACACGGCCCAUUUAGCGCGCCUGCACAAAUACACAUGUUGCCUACUCAAACACAGAGACAUUAUGUUCAAACUGAACCAUCGACGGACAAGGCGAUAGUGUCAAUGUUCCAGGAAACUUGGCUGCUGGCAUUAUGUCUAACUUUGUUAGUUUUAGUACUAGUCGGCACUGGAGUCAUUGUUUAUAUAAGGAGAAAGCAGACAAAGCAAAGGAAAAGCCAAAACACAACUGGAACUGCUAUUGUUAAUGCUCAACAGUGUCUGUUAGGGAAAGAAGCGGUUUGGUUAAGAGAAAGGCCAAUGUUUGAAGGAUCAAAUGAACCUAGGAUAGAAAUUUUAAAUUGCCACCAAAGUCUUUUACACGGUGGUCACUCAAUAGGUACUAUGGCUAUGGAAGCCGAGUAUAGUCUUCCACAACAUACAAAUGUUAUGAAUCCGAUACCAGAGGAGAGUCAAAUGAGAAGACACCAACCAGAGCCUUAUGCGUCAAGUGCUAUUUAUACUGAGUUAAAUUAUCAGGAUCACACAGACGCAGAAGAUUCCUGUAUGAAGUGCGCUGUUAGUCCAGGUUCGUACGACAACAGUAUGGUCAGAUCUUAUGGAGAAAGCAAUCAAUACUCCAAUGAAGAAUGUUCUACGUGCUGUCGAAGUAGCAGUUCCACUCUUACAAAGGACUAUAGUGAAAUGACAAAAUGUGGGAACGAUGAAGAAAUGCAAGACAUGUCCAUAGAAGAAUGUCCAUCAUGUAAAACAAAUAAUUCUAGAUCAUCAAGUCAUCAUGACGGGCACAAAGAUUGGGCUAUGGCUGAAGUAGAAUAUGAUUACCCACAAUGGCAUUGGUUGGGAAGAGAAAAUACUUUUAGACAACCCAAUCCAGAAAUGAGGUAUGCUACUGAAGGUAGGAGUGACCAGGAUUGUAGGAUGAACUUAUGUGAUAUUCUUCCUCCGCCGCCUUAUGAACGGGAAUCACCAUAUCGAGAAAUGCACGCAUUUACAAAUCACUCAGGGACAUCAGGUUGUUCAGGUCAUACAUAUAGAAGUUAAUUGAAUUGUAAAUUAAUAUCACUAGGAUGUAAUACAAGCAAUAUUACUUUAUAGUGUGAAUUGUACAAAUGUAUAAAGGUCUUUGCAUUAUUAUGAUCGUUAAGGUAAAGUGGGAUACCUGUUACACUGUCGCGUAAUACAGAAUCUGUUUUAUCGAUUUGUAUUAAAUAAUGAAAUUCGUUGGAAGUGAGUGAAUAAAAACAUUUUAAUUUUAUUGAGUAGUAAAUUUUUUUAACAGUUAUAUUUAUUUAGCUCGUAAUUUUAAUAAUUAUUUCAGAAGUCUCGUUUUAAUAAAUAUUACAUAAAACAUGAUUGGCAAUUCACAUUUAUACGAUACGUAAUCAACCUGUCCUAUGUGAUGUGGGCGUAUAGUUGCGCGACGGUGUAAUAGAAGGCUUUCGAAGAUUGUAGUUCUUGUGGAUGUGUUUACAAAUAGACUGCUAUAAAACGUAACGUAGGCAUUAGGUUUUCAUCUUUCUCUAGUGACUGUGAUAUAGUAUAAUUUCGUAUUCAAAUUUACGUUUUAUGUAAAUAUUUUAAAAUAUUUGAUAUCCUUAUACAAUUUUAUCAUUGACGUAUUUAUUGAGUGUAGCGGGGUUAGGAAUAAACAAUUUUUUAAACUGUAUAUUUUAAACAAUCACAGUUGUAUAUCAUUUUGUACUGAGACAGGAUUCCUAAACUGUAUCGGGAUAUACUUUAUUGUACUUUGUAAAACCAGCUUAAUUAAAACUGGAG